AUGGUUCUGAAUCCCAACAGUUUCCACGUAAAAUACGGCUUUGGUUAUGAUGACAACAUCGAUGAUUACAAGGUGGUACGCAUCUCGGAUGGUGAAAAUUAUGGAUGUUUAGAUAUUCAAGUUUAUACAUUAGGGUCAGAUUCAUGGCAUCAUGUUCUAACCAUCCCUUUCUCGUUUUGCUCUGAAAGCACUUUCUAUAGUGUGCUUUUUAACGGAGCUCUUCACUGGUUAGGGGUUAUCACUGCUUCUCGAAAAGCAUCUUCUAAGGUUAUACUCUCUUUCGAAAUUAGCAAGGAGCAACUUGUGCAUUCGCUGCUUCCGGAAGAAAACGAAAAAGAAGUUAAAGGUAUGGGAGUGCUUGGAGACUGCAUUUGUUUAAUUGUGAAUGAUCUCACAUAUGGCCGGACGAAUAUAUGGGUCAUGCAAGAUUAUGGAGUGCAAAAUUCUGGGACUAAACGAUUUACUAUUACUCAACUACCCAUAGACAAAUAUUUCUCCUUUCAGCCAAUUUGGUCUUUCGAAAGUGGUGAGGUUCUACUAGAUACUACCAAGGAUUUAAAUAUAUAUGACACUAAAAGUGGAAAAGUUAGAAUUGCAAUGAGUGAUACUUAUAUCAGCAUUAAUCGAGAGUUCUAUGUGGAGAGCCUAGUUUCAGUUAAAUCAGGGACUUAUGCAGAGAAAAAACCCGAAGGACAAUCGAGGUAA
This is a messenger RNA of Papaver somniferum (opium poppy), 705 nucleotides long. Its product is annotated as F-box/kelch-repeat protein At3g06240-like. The transcript has a single exon. The record is from RefSeq and is a predicted model, not a curated record. The coding region runs from base 1 to 705 and encodes 234 amino acids. NCBI's taxonomy places the organism in Eukaryota, Viridiplantae, Streptophyta, Magnoliopsida, Ranunculales, Papaveraceae.